Hypanus sabinus (Atlantic stingray) is the source of this 2869-nucleotide messenger RNA. RefSeq names its product lymphoid enhancer-binding factor 1 (gene lef1). The record is from RefSeq and is a predicted model, not a curated record. The transcript has 10 exons. Gene Ontology annotation, molecular function: RNA polymerase II cis-regulatory region sequence-specific DNA binding; DNA-binding transcription factor activity, RNA polymerase II-specific. The coding region runs from base 254 to 1531 and encodes 425 amino acids. Gene Ontology annotation, cellular component: beta-catenin-TCF complex. Lineage: Eukaryota; Metazoa; Chordata; Chondrichthyes; Myliobatiformes; Dasyatidae. Gene Ontology annotation, biological process: regulation of transcription by RNA polymerase II; canonical Wnt signaling pathway.
AGAGAGAGAGAGAGAGAGAGCAAGCAAAGAUAGAGUUUGCAUUUAACCAGAGAAGAGGAAUCAGUACUUUAUCUUCUUGUUGGAACUUGCGCUUUCACUAUUUUUAUUUCAGAGUUUAGAUAUAUACAUACAAAGACUGGCUUUAUUUAAUAAAAGUCAGAUUUUUCUCUCUUCCAAGACUGUCUACACUACCCAUAAAUUAAUAUUGCUACAUUAUUAGAUAUAAACUUCCCCUCCACGGUAUAAGGGAGGGAUGCCGCAGUUAAACGGCGGUGGUGACCCAGAGUUGGGUGCGAACGACGAGAUGAUUUCGUUUAAAGACGAAGGAGAGCAAGAGGAGAAAAUCCUGGCAGAGAUCAGUGGCGGCGAAGAACGGGAUCUCGCGGACCUCAAGUCAUCGCUGGUCAAUGAAUCGGAGAUCAACCCAGGCAGCGGAGACAGCGGCGGCAGCAACUCGCGGGAGCCCGAGGUGGGCAGACGAUUGCAGGUUAACGAGGAUUCCUUUCGGGAUAAAGUCCGCCGUCCGGGCACCGAGGAGGGGAAACGGCAGGAUGGAACGAUGGGUCCGGCCUUCUGUGGUUACCAGCCCAGCUACAUUAUGAUCCCUAACCUUAGCAAUGAGCCGUACGUGAACAACGGUUCCCUCUCCCCUUCGGGCGCAAGAACGUCAAACAAGGUGCCUGUGGUGCAACCAUGCCACGCAGUUCAUCCUCUAACCCCUCUCAUCACAUAUAGCGACGAGCACUUUGCGCUGGGAUCUCAUCCGACACAAAUCCCCACAGACACCAACUCCAAGAGAGGCAUGCACAGACAUCCCCCAGGCCCUGAUAUCCCCACCUUCUAUCCCUUGUCUCCAGGUGCUGUCGGACAGCUCACACCUCCUCUGGGCUGGUUUUCACAUCCCAUGGUUCCUACCCACCCCGGUCCUCACACAACUGGAAUUCCUCACCCAGCCAUUGAGAACCACCAAAUCAAGCAGGAGCCCAUUCACAAUGAGAUUGAACUCAUGAACACAAAACCUCAGCAUGAAACGAGGAAAGAGCAGGAGGCCAAGAAACCUCACAUCAAGAAGCCUCUUAAUGCCUUCAUGUUAUACAUGAAGGAGAUGAGAGCAAAUGUGGUCGCAGAGUGUACACUGAAAGAGAGUGCCGCCAUCAAUCAGAUUCUUGGCAGAAGGUGGCAUGCUUUGUCUCGUGAGGAGCAGGCCAAGUACUAUGAACUGGCUCGAAAGGAGAGGCAACUACACAUGCAGCUUUACCCAGGCUGGUCUGCAAGGGAUAACUAUGGAAAGAAGAAGAAGAGGAAACGUGAAAAGAUGCAGGAAACCACUUCAGGCCACUCACCAAAGCUCCUCCUCCUGCAGCCAGGAGAGCAGGAUGGGUUGGGGCACAGACUUCUCCGAGACUGUCAGCAACGCUGCUCCAUCAUCAGCCAGCAGAAAGCACAGGUCAAGUGGGCUGAGCCAGACGAUGGCAGCUUUUUCCCUCCUCCAGAGAUGGAACGCCUCACGUCUAAGUGGUGCUCUAUAUAGCAGCCCACCUGAAAACUGACACACUCAAAAUCAAAACUCAAACAAACACUCCCCCGGCUGAGGCAGACCGUUCCGAGCGGCGGACUCGGGACUCGGGACCUUGUGGUUGGGACGUAAGCACUCAAUGACGAGCAAUUGGGCUGAUGGCAGAGACUGUCGUUUCAACCUCAUCAGACUGCUGGAUGCAAACCAACAAUCGGCUCCUGAUCGCGUCCAUUUUUAUUUCCCAUUUUACAAGCUCUUACCAAGGAGUUUCUUGCCAACGUAGGCUGCACUUUGCACUGCUUACUGCUCCCAGCCUGAAGUGAAACCAGCACCCUAUAUGUGUAUGCACACACACACACACACACACACACACACGACACACACUUACACACACCUACACACGCAAAAAGCCCAUGAGACCUCCCUCCUCCCCAUCUUCAUCCAGGGAGUCAUUCUACUUGUGUAGAAUGUGUGCUGCAGUGAGGACUUGAGGGUUUUUUUUCUCGUAAAGAUUUUUUUUUAGAUUUGCAAGAUGGACCCUCCAAGUUCGCCCUCAGCUCCCUGCUAUGGUACACAUGCACUAUCAUUGCUUUAAUUGUUUGGAAGAAUUGUUAUUGCAAAUGGGAUUGGAGGGAAUUAUGACAGAUAUAUUGUAUAGAUUCCACUGGUCUUGUUAAGGAGAAAGGAAAUUUGUACAGUUCCCAAUGUGAGCCUUGCUGCCGCUCCCUAGCAUUUGGUUCUUACCUCUUCUGGUCAUUAUUGCACUUCAUUGUUCUUGCCCAGAAGCACUGUGAUGCCACCAUCAGUGGCAGUUCAUUAUUGGUGAAUGGUACGUGUGCUUCAAGGAGGUUGAUUUGAUUGAGAUGGAGCGUGGUUUCCUUGUAUCCCUUCCGGCCCCCCCCCCCCACCCCGCAGCUAUCCAUCCGCCUCAUUCCUCCCAGGACUGGAUGCGGAGAGGAAAUGCCGUCAAGGCCUAAUCAGCCCCCUUGAAACAUUGCUGCUCUGUGUGCUGGUCCCUGCAGAACCCACGUGGUCAGAAUUAGCCUAUGAGCAGAGGCCGAUAGUUCAAGCUCAGCAACCCUGAGACACCUAUGCUCUUUCCUUCGAGCUAAUGGAGGACUGUUUUAUUAGAAGAACUGGAACAAAAAUAUUCAAAGGUGUCUUUAUUGUUGAGUGUUUUGAUUGAAUUGAUGGGACAGAUUUGUGGCAAAGAGUACUUUCACAUUGCAAGUAGAGCAGGGAUUAUUGAGUAAAGCUUUCUUGUGAGCUGUAUCACUAUACUAUUUCUUUUGAAGCAGAUUUGUUGAAAAUAUUGGAAUUUAAAAAAAUAAACUCAAAAGCUGUUUUUUUUUA